UAAUCCCUAAUCUAAAAGUCUGCCAUCGGUGUUUAUUUUUCCUGGACAACUGCUUAACUAACUUGUUGGAUUCACAAAGGGAUAAAACUUUGUGACACACGGCAUAUCUACAAAACGUGAGAGACUCUUUUUGUUACAAAUUAUUUUGCAAUCUGUAUAUUAUUCAACAUCACACUGCACUUACGAAGAUGGCUGUUGUCAUCAAGAAGAAAGGUCAUUUGCUUUGGUUCGGCUUGCUUUUUGGAUGUCUUGUUAACCUUGGGGUCAGUUUAGAAUUUACUGGAGCUGCAGGACAGUGGGCAAGGUUCCCAAAGUGGAAUGCAUGCUGUGAAAGUGAGAUGAGUUUUAAUAUGAAGACCAACAUUUCCAGUAGUCUACUGGUUUACUUUGAUGAUGAAGGAUUCUGUGAUUUUCUAGAACUCCUAAUUGUUGAUGGAUACCUUCAACUUCGCUUUUCAAUUUUCUGUGCUGAACCAGCUGUUCUACAGUCAGAUACUAAAGUGAAUGAUAGUAUUUGGCACACUGUAGUUAUUCAGAGGAAUUUCAGGAAGACAACAUUAAUAGUAGACAAAGAGAUCAAAACAGUUGAAGUGAAGUCAAAGAGACGAGACAUGACAGUCUUUAGCAAAUUAUAUAUUGGUGGAAUUCCACCAGAAUUUCAUUCAUCGGUACUAUCAUUAACAUCAACAUCAGUAGGAAGUCAAGAACCAUUCCAGGGAUUAAUAACUGACCUCAAGGUUGGAAAUGGGACUACGACACUCAUUGAUGGUCAAGGAAUCAAGAUGGAUGAAAAUUAUCUUUGCACAAAUCACAGUCUAUGCCUAAAUGGAGGAACUUGCUCUGUUGUACAGGAGAAGGCAAUCUGUGAUUGUUCCCACACUGGCUUUCAAGGAAAAGACUGCAGUGAAGAAGACAACUAUGUUGAAGGUCUGGCGCACCUGAUGAUGGGCGACCAAGGUAAAAUAAAAGGAGUUAUCUCUAGCAACAUCUACAGGACUGGAAGAGAAGAAUAUGUUGCAACAUUUAAAGGAUCAGAAUACUUCUGCUAUGACUUGUCACAGAACCCAAUCCAGAGUAGCAGUGAUGAAAUAACAUUAUCAUUCAGAACCCUUCAAAGGAAUGGUCUAAUGCUUCAUACAGGGAAAUCUGCAGAUUAUGUAAAUCUGGCUUUGAAAGAUGGUGCUGUCUCACUGGUCAUUAAUUUGGGGUCAGGAGCCUUUGAAGCUUUGGUGGAACCUGUGAAUGGAAAAUUUAAUGACAAUGCCUGGCAUGAUGUGAAAGUAACCCGGAACCUCCGUCAGCACUCAGGCAUCGGACACGCUAUGGUAACAAUCUCAGUAGAUGGAAUACUGACAACAACGGGCUACACACAGGAGGAUUACACCAUGCUAGGCUCUGAUGACUUUUUCUAUGUCGGGGGCAGUCCUAGCACUGCUGAUCUUCCAGGUUCACCAGUCAGCAAUAAUUUUAUGGGUUGCCUAAAGGAGGUUGUUUACAAAAACAAUGAUGUUCGGUUGGAAUUAUCACGGCUCGCAAAACAAGGAGAUCAGAAGAUGAAGAUUCAUGGAAUGGUGGCCUUCAAAUGUGAGAACGUUGCAACACUAGAUCCAAUCACAUUUGAAACCCCUGAAUCUUUUAUCUCGUUACCAAAGUGGAAUGCUAAAAAGACGGGCUCUAUUUCAUUUGACUUUCGUACCACUGAGCCAAAUGGACUGAUUCUUUUUAGUCACGGCAAACCACGACACCAAAAAGAUGCCAAAAAUCCCCGAAUAGUGAAGGUCGACUUCUUUGCUAUUGAAAUGCUUGAUGGACACUUGUACCUUCUUCUAGACAUGGGAUCUGGUGCUAUUAAAACAAAAGCCACUCAAAGGAAGGUGAAUGAUGGAGAGUGGUAUCACGUGGAUUUUCAGAGAGAUGGACGAUCAGGUACUAUCACCAUUAACAGCAAGCGUUCACCAUAUAUGGCACAUGGGGAGAGUGAAAUUCUGGACCUGGAUGAUGACUUGUAUUUAGGUGGACUACCUGAGAACAAAGCAGCUCUUAUUUUCCCUACAGAAGUAUGGACAGCUCUUCUUAACUAUGGAUAUGUAGGAUGUAUCAGAGACUUGUUCAUUGAUGGCCAAAGCAAAGAUAUACGGAGAAUGGCUGAAAUCCAAAAUGUGGCUGGAGUUAAACCUUCAUGUGCAAAAGAAGGUCCAAAGCAGUGCCUUAGUAAUCCAUGCCGAAACAAUGGUGUUUGUAGAGAAGGCUGGAACAGGUACAUUUGUGAUUGCUCUGGAACUGGAUUUCUUGGCAAAUCUUGUGAGAGAGAAGCAACAAUACUGAGUUAUGAUGGAAGCAAGUUUAUGAAAAUCCAGCUACCUGUUGUAAUGCACACAGAAGCAGAGGAUGUAUCAUUGCGGUUUAUGUCCCAAAGAGCAUACGGAAUCUUAAUGGCAACAACUUCCCGAGAUUCGGCAGAUACUCUGAGACUGGAACUUGAUGGUGGUCGUGUCAAACUAACUGUCAACCUAGACUGUAUCAGGAUUAACUGUAAUAACAGCAAGGGUCCAGAAAUGCUUUUUGCUGGACAAAAUCUCAAUGACAAUGAAUGGCACACUGUUCGUGUAAGUCGCCGAGGAAAGUCCCUGAAGCUGAUAGUGGAUGAACUACAACCUAUUGAAGAUCAAAUGACAGGAGAUCAUACGCGCCUCGAGUUCCACAAUAUUGAAACAGGCAUAGUGACGGAGAGACGAUACAUGUCAAACAUCCCUUCAAAUUUCAUUGGUCAUUUACAGAGCCUAAUGUUCAAUGGCAUGCCUUACAUUGACUUGUGCAAAAAUGGUGAUAUCGACUACUGUGAGCUCAAUGCCAGAUUUGGUUUAAAAAAUAUUAUUGCUGACCCUGUGACCUUCAAGACAAAGUCCAGCUAUGUAGCACUGUCCACGUUGCAAGCCUACACCUCCAUGCAUCUGUUCUUCCAAUUCAAGACCACAUCAGCUGAUGGACUGAUACUGUUCAACAGCGGGGAUGGCAAUGAUUUCAUUGUGAUUGAACUCGUUAAAGGGUACUUACAUUAUGUAUUCGAUUUAGGUACUGGCCCUUCCCUCAUUAAAGGUAACUCUGACAAACCACUGAACGAUAAUAAAUGGCACAAUGUGCUGAUUUCAAGGGAUGCAAGCAACUUGCACACUGUGAAGAUUAACUCCAAACUCAUCACUCAAAACACAGUCGGAGCCAGAAAUCUCGAUCUGAAAGGAGACUUGUAUAUUGGAGGAAUUGCCAAAGACAUGUACAAAACAUUACCAAAGCUGGUGGCAUCGAGGGAGGGAUUUCAAGGCUGCUUGGCUUCAGUAGACCUGAAUGGACGACUACCUGACCUAAUUUCUGAUGCUUUGUACUGCAAUGGGCAGAUUGAACGGGACUGUGAAGUUGCAAUGAUGAAAGCUGACUUGCAAGGACCAAGUACAACCUGCCAAGAGGAUUCCUGUGGAAACCAAGGUGUCUGUCUUCAGCAGUGGGAUGGCUUCAGCUGUGACUGCAGUAUGACAUCCUAUACGGGAACCCUGUGCAAUGACCCUGGCACAACAUACAUCUUUAGCCGAGGUGGUGGACUAAUCACUUAUACAUGGCCCCCUAAUGACAGACCAAGCACCCGAGCAGACAGACUGGCUGUGGGAUUUGACACACACGUAAAAGAUGCCAUUUUGGUGCGUGUAGAUAGUUCUGCAGGGCUUGGAGACUACCUACAGCUUCACAUUAAGCAAGGUAAAGUGAGGCAAGUUUUUUUUCCCCACUCAGUAACUCCUGACAUCACCUGUGAGCAAUCAAAUGGAGUGGCAAAUGGUGGCAAGUACCAUGCUCUUCUCUUUACUACCUCACACUCAUUAGUGACUAUCCAGAUCCAACACUGGCCAAUUGUGGAGUUUUACCCCAAUGGAAACAAUGAUAACGAACGCCUGGCGAUUGCUAGACAGCGAAUCCCAUAUCGACUUGGUCGAGUAGUUGAUGAUUGGCUACUCGACAAAGGACGGCAACUUACAAUCUUCAAUAGCCAAGCAACUAUAAAAAUUGGUGGCAAGGACAAAGAUCGUCCAUUCCAGGGACAGCUAACUGGCCUGUACUACAAUGGCUUGAAAGUACUUAAUAUGGCAGCUGAAAGUGACCCAAACAUCAGAAUAGAAGGAAAUGUGAGAUUAGUAGGGGAAGCAUCCUCAAUGACGACAGAAACAACAACAACAUCAAAGCCAGCAGAAAUAUCAACCACCAUUAUGGAAACUACAACCACCAUGGCCACUACUACCACCAGAAAAGGAAGGUCUACAACCACAAGAGAUGUCAUGACUCAGAGCACAGAUGAUCUAUUGGUUGCAUCUGCUGAAUGUCCAAGCGAUGAUGAGGACAUUGAUGAAUGUGAGCCAAGCUCAGGUGGGUUAGCAAACCCCACCGGACCAGGUGGCAGAGGCUUUCCAGGAACAGCAGAAGUGAUUCGGGAAUCGAGCAGCACCACAGGAAUGGUGGUUGGGAUUGUGGCAGCAGCUGCUCUUUGCAUUCUCAUCCUCCUGUAUGCUAUGUACAAGUACAGGAAUAGGGACGAAGGCUCCUACCAUGUGGAUGAGAGCAGAAACUACAUCAGUAACUCCGCUCAGUCCAAUGGGGCUGUUGUGAAAGAGAAGCAGGUGAACAAUGCCAAAACCUCCAGCAAAAACAAGAAGAAUAAGGAUAAAGAGUACUACGUCUGAUUAUAUAUUCUGAAGAGGGAAACGUGUAAAAGAGAAAAGGAAAACAAAAAAAAACUUCAUUUUAUCAAAGACUUGGUUAAACUGAGAUUUACUUUUUUGCAAAGCACACAGGAUAAGGACAGUACACAUUAUCGGGAAGAAAAGACGAUGGUUUGUAAAGUAAGCAUUAAUAUUUCAAGCUGGUUGAAGUCUCCUACUUGUUCACAGUGUUUUCAUUCGCUCCAUCUUCUCGUUGUCUGAACUUUACUGUGGAGACAACAGCAUGAAGCAUUCAUAAAGAAGAGUAUUACAACAGUGCACAGAGAAUCUACCUGUUACCCAUGAGUUUUCAGCCAAAGUGCUAAACAAUUGUGCAACAUGACAGAAAUCUCAUUACUCCAAGAAACUUAAAAAAAACAAUAGUUAGCAGACCCUUGACAAUAAAGAGUUUAUCAUCUUUACAUCCAUGGGCGACCUGUGUUUAAGUGCUGGCUACAACAUAAGACUAAUGUUAAAAUAGUAUAAAGUGGAAUAAUCCCUUUCUGGUUGUAAGUCGUGAGGAAAGCCUUAAUUUCAUCCACAGGAAAUGUAAGGCAUGGAUAUACACAGAUGAAAGAGAGCAUAGAUACAAUCAUUUGAAAAUUUUCAUGCACGCUAAUAUGUUAUUACAUACAUUUAUACAAACACGUAUAUGUGCUUUCUGGACUGUGAUGAGUGAUGUUUUAUAGCCUGUUGUAUAGACAAUGCAAAUAUCUCUGCUAACCAGACAUUUUUUGGUAAACGUAAUGUUAUAGCUGUAGCUAGGUUUAGACAGGUUUGAAGUUGUUGAUGACAUCUGCAAUGUUCAAAUGUUUUUUGCAGCCGUCAUUAAUAGUCUCAAACUAUUUUUUUUAAUUUUCAUUGUAUUGAAUGUCUACCAUACAUGU
Messenger RNA from Rhincodon typus (whale shark), 5626 nucleotides. RefSeq names its product neurexin 1a (gene nrxn1a). The transcript is spliced from 30 exons. NCBI's taxonomy places the organism in Eukaryota, Metazoa, Chordata, Chondrichthyes, Orectolobiformes, Rhincodontidae. The record is from RefSeq and is a predicted model, not a curated record. Bases 189 to 4721 code for a protein of 1510 amino acids.